AAGCCCCGUAAAGCUUGUUUAUUUGUGGAGCAGAUUGCUUGCAGAAGUCAGAGGGUGACAGCAACUCGAUACCUAGCAUUUACUCUUACAGCGUUGAUGUGCUCACUAUGCUCACUCUCGCCAUGCUUUGAGCCCACAGUUUACCUUUCCGCAAAUUAACAAGCCUCGGAAGACUACAAUUCCCAGGAAGCCUCACUGCAGGCGACGUCAACGUGCCGUAGCGGUUAGUCAUCCUUCCUGAUACUUCCUUCCACUUCCUGGAGUCGGAACCCGAGGCUUCGCGGGGGCGCGCACUUACGGACUUACCUAGCCGACCAGGCACCGGGGCGCGCGACCCCUGACGAGGAGUGUCGUCGUCACGUGACACAGGGGCGUACUUUUCUUGCCAAGCGCGCUCCGGUGCGCGUCCCCAGGGGGUGGCUGUCGGGCGUACGGGCUGGCUGGGUCCUCAGACCGGGGCCCGGAUUAGCCGGUGGUUGCCGGGGCCACGAGGCCAAAGAACCAGGAGGGCGGGGUCGGCUGUGGCACCGCGGCGACGACACACCGAGCGAGCGCCUGGGCCUGAAGGGGACGAUGCUGUGGUUCCAGGGCGCCAUCCCGGCGGCCAUCGCGUCUGCUAAGAGGAGCGGCGCGGUCUUCGUGGUGUUCGUGGCAGGGGAUGAUGAGCAAUCUAUACAAAUGGCUGCAAGUUGGGAAGAUGAAAAAGUGACACAAGCAUCAUCAAACAACUUUGUUGCUAUUAAAAUUGAUACUAAAAGUGAAGCCUGUCUGCAGUUUUCACAAAUUUAUCCUGUAGUAUGUGUUCCAUCCAGUUUCUUUAUAGGAGACAGUGGAAUCCCUUUGGAAGUAAUAGCGGGGAGUGUUUCUGCAGAUGAGCUUGUUACAAGAAUUCAUAAAGUCCAACAGAUGCACUCGUCAAAAGGUGAAGCAUCAGUGACAAAUGACAACCAGUCAGAAAGUUCAGUAUCUACCCCAUCUGCCUCAUUUGAACCUGAUGUAUGUGAAAAUCCCGAGUCCAAAAAUACAGAGCUUUGUGAGACACCAGCUACCUCUGACACAAAGUCAGAUACUGCAACAGGAGGAGAAUGCACAGGUCAUGACAGCCACUCUCAGGAGCCUCAUGGAUGUUCAAACCAGAGACCAGCCGAGGACCUCACCGUCAGAGUAGAAAGCAGACUAACAAAAAAACUUGAAGAAAGGAGAGAAGAGAAGCGGAAGGAAGAAGCACAGAGAGAGAUUAAGAAGGAAAUUGAAAGGAGAAAAACUGGAAAGGAAAUGUUGGAUUAUAAAAGAAAACAAGAAGAAGAAUUAACAAAAAGAAUGUUAGAAGAAAGAAGCAGAGAGAAGGCAGAAGAUAGAGCGGCUCGAGAGCGCAUCAAGCAGCAGAUUGCCCUGGAUCGUGCAGAAAGAGCUGCUCGUUUUGCAAAGACAAAGGAAGCAGAAGCUGCCAAAGCUGCUGCCUUGCUGACCAAACAGGCAGGAACGGAAGUCAAGAGAGAGUCUACAGCACGAGACAGAAGCACCAUUGCAAGAAUUCAGUUCCGGCUGCCUGAUGGUUCUUCCUUUACAAACCAGUUUCCUUCUGAUGCUCCUCUAGAAGAAGCGAGGCAGUUUGCUGCACAGGCAGGACGGCCAGCCACAUCCAUUGUCCACUCUUCUAGUGGAGACAUUUGGACAUUACUGGGGACGGUGCUUUAUCCAUUCCUGGCCAUAUGGAGAUUAAUUAGCAAUUUUUUAUUUAGCAAUCCUCCUCCUGCACAGACUUCAGCAAGAGCCACAUCCACAGAGCCUUCAAACUCUGCAUCAUCCAGCAAAUCAGAGAAAAGGGAACCAGUCCGAAAAAGAAUGCUGGAAAAACGAGGGGAAGACUUUAAAAAAGAAGGGAAAAUAUACAGACUGAGGACUCAAGAUGACGGUGAAGACGAGAACAACACUUGGAAUGGAAACUCCACGCAGCAGAUGUAGGGUAGCGAGCAGUGCAGAUUCUCACUGUUUCCUUAGGACUCCACUCAGCGAGACUGCUGCUGGAGAAGUGGGUCAGCUUUAUGUUUUCAGACCGUGUAUAGUCUUUAUUUCUGCUAAGAGGUUUUGAGUUAAGUUGUUUAACCUGAAAAAGUCAAACAUGAAAUAGCUGGAUGCUAGGUCCUUGUGUAGGGUAACCAGCUGUUGAGCCUAGAAGAAUCCCAAGGCCACCCUGCCACCACCGCUCCUACUCAGACUCCACAGCCCCUAGCCCAGUGUUUCAUUUAGGAUACUUUUUGCUGCAAGAUUCUCAAGCCACACACAGUAACUGGUAUGUCACUGAGUAGUCUGAGCCCCGAGCACCUCAGCGAGCUAAUCAGGUGAUAACUGAUGUUUAGCGUUUCUCUUUGCACUCAUCAGCCUCAAAAACAAAACAAAAAAAAAAAAUCUUGUAGUUUUUGAUCUUACUUAAAUAUCAAAUAAAAAAAGUUUCCAAAAAACCAGAAUGAUCUUAUUUUUGCUGUAAGCAUCUUUGUUGUACAGGGCUGUAUCGAGGUCACUUUUGUCUGACUUUUUCCUCCCAGUGCUGCCCUGAAGAUGUCAGCAAAAUAACUGAGUACCUUUAUUUAGAAAAAUAAAAUGUAGAAACUCUGUGUCCUAGGUUACUGAUGCAUCUGUUUUAUAACCUGUUCUCAUCGAUGCCAGGCAGAUGAGAAUGGCCAGUCUGCGGCUUAGAUUGCUCACUAAUAUUCCUGCUGAAAUCUCACAUGCAGCAGUCACACUUGCCAGGCCAAAGUCCAGUACUGUAGGACUAGGGUAGAGAGGAGACACUUCACCCCCAUUAUUCCUGAAAGUUGUGAUGUUUGAACCGUGGGGUAUGUUUUGCUGUACUUCUGGUUUUAAAAUGGAAAGUCAACCUGACCCUGCCUGUGUCAGACAGGAAGAACUCCUCUCCCCUGCGGAGUAACACGCGUGUUGCGUGUGAGCUGUGGUGCUGGCGGGAAGCAGGGGGCAGCUAAAGUGCUGGAGUAACAGAACCUUCCUGAAAACAUGCCUAGGAACUUUAAAUAUUUCAUAUUUUGACACAAUAGCUUUUUCUAAGUAAUGAUCCUCAUUGCAGAAGUUUAGCUAUGAAUAGUCCUAAUAUUAGUUAACUUAAAAACUGAAAACAACAAAAUGCCUUCUGUGGAUGUAAUUCCUGUUGAGAAAUGGAACAUACUAAUCCAGCACAUGUUUAUUGAAUGUCUGCUAUGUUGGUGGAAAGAAGGCAGGAAGCAUAGCUGUAGGCACAGGAUGAGUUGAGCUUUGUAAAUUGUGUGUGUAGAGGGCAGCGUGCUAAUGUAUAUGUAAAGAGAAGAACACGCUAAUGAUGUAUGUCCUUGGAGUUCUCUUGCAGUCUUCUGCAUUGAUCACAUUUGUUAACACUAUUUAAAGAAGUUGUUUGCCAGGCAUGGUGGCUCACACGUAAAAUCCCAGCGCUUAGGAAUCAGGUGCAGGAGUUUAAGGGCCAGGCUGGUCUACAUAGCAAGUUCAGGCCAGGGCUACAAGGUCAACAACAACAACAAAAAUGCAAGCUUUUAAAACUUUGUAGGAACCAUCUCAUCUAAGAUCCAGUCAUCUAAAAACACAGCAAGCUGGGCGUGGCAUCUUGUUCCUGUACAGUACUUGGGAGAUGGGGCAGGGCUCUCAAAGCUCAAGGUUAUCCUCAGGUCCAGGCUCAAGUCCAGCCUAGGCAGAGUGAGAUCUGUCUCUGCAAUAACGAGGCAAUAUAUGAGUUUUAAGAAAUACUUGUUAAUGGUAUGAAUCCUGGAAAAACAUUAAUUACCUCAAGUCAAUUUGUCUUGAAGAAAAUCAAAUACAAGUCUUAAAAUGUCCAUAGUUCAUGUGUGAGUAACAGGAUCACUCUUCAACGUUAUCUCUUUUAAAAGUACACAUGGAGCUGGGCGUGGUGGCGCAUGCCUUUAAUCCCAGCACUAGGGAAGCAGAGGCAGGUGGAUUUCUGAGUUCGAGGCCAGCCUGGUCUACAAAGUGAGUUCCAGGACAGCCAGGGCUAUUCAGAGAAACCCUGUCUCCAAAAAGCCAAAAGAAAGAAAAAAGUACACAUGGUUGAAAAAAACCCCAGAAUGUAAGAAAAGGGUGUCUCUGUCCCAGCGUCCUACCCCACUGCCACUACCCAGAGGUAACCUCUAGUCAUAAUUUCUAAUGUCAUUUUUAGAAAAAUUUUAUGCAUAUAAUCAAAUAUGUAAUCUUUAUUUUUAAAUAAAUGGGAUCAUAUUGUAUGUACUA
Messenger RNA from Mus musculus (house mouse), 4248 nucleotides. It is a transcript of the gene Ubxn4, whose product is annotated as UBX domain protein 4. The transcript has 12 exons. Lineage: Eukaryota; Metazoa; Chordata; Mammalia; Rodentia; Muridae. Gene Ontology annotation, cellular component: nuclear envelope; endoplasmic reticulum membrane. The record is from RefSeq and is a predicted model, not a curated record. The coding region runs from base 574 to 1965 and encodes 463 amino acids.